AUGUCGACAUCAACACCAUAUGAAAUUCUUGGACUAGCGAAAACAAAUGAAGAUGUUAAAUUGCGUAUAGCAUAUCGUAAGCGAAUUCUUGAAUUAAAAUCAGAUCGACAAAAUAAUCCUACAAGUCGUAAAAUUACACCAGAAAAAUUCCGGGAAAUUUGUCGUGCAUAUGAAACAUUAUCUGAUUAUGAGAAAAGAAAAAAAUACGAUGAAGAUCAAAAAUGGUUAUCGAAUUUAGAUCUAUCAGAAUAUACACUUCAACAAUUAGCAUCUGAACCUGAUCUUGCUUUAUCAUUAAAAGAACGAUUAAAAAAUUCGAAAUUAAGAUUAAUUAAUGCUCAAAAUUCCAUAACAGAUCAAACACCAUUAUAUUGUGCAGCACGUGCUUGUAAUGUUGAAGCUGUACAUUAUUUAAUUGAACAAGAUGCUGAUCCUGAUUUACAACAACGAUCGGGAAGUACCGCUUUACAUGCAGCCGCAUUUUUUGGACAUCCAGAAAUGGUAAGAUGUUUAUUAGAAUGUGGAGCUAAUUAUACAAUUAAAAAUCGUUUUGGUAAUUUACCUGGAGAUGAAUAUAAUGAGCCGAAUAUUAAUAUUAAAGAGAUUUUUUCAGAAUUAAAAGAAACUUUAUUUGUACAAACAGCUGCAAAUCAAUUCGAUUGGUUAAAAGCUAAUAUUGAUCGCAUUGGAGAUCAUAUCGAUACAGAAUAUUACACUCAACGACAAACAUUACUUCAUUGUGCUUGUAAAAAAGGAUAUUUUGAUCUUGCUAAAUGGUUUGUUGAAGAACGACAUGCUAAUCUUGAUCUUGUAGAUAUUAAUUUAAAUACUCCAUUACACCUUGCUGCAUAUGGAGGUUAUGAAAAGAUUGUAGAUUAUCUUCUUAACAAAGGUGCAAAUUCAAUUCUAAUUAAUAGAUGGGGAAUGACAGCAGAACAAGAAGGAAUUGUUCAUGGUACUAAAAUUAAACAAUUAUUUCAAGCAAUGAGAGAUAUGAAUAUGUUUGACAUGGCAAUUAAAGGAAUAGUUUGGUGGUUUCAAUAUUAUUUCGAAGAUAAAUCACCAAAUUCUGUUGACGGACAAGGAACAAGUUUACUCUAUGUUGCGUGUCGUUUUGGUCAAACAUCUAUUGCCGAAUGGCUUUUAGAUAAAGGUGCAAAUAUUAAUUUUCAAUUACCAGGUAAACGAAGUACACCUUUGCAUGGUGCUGCAUUUAAUAAACAUUUAUCAACAGCUGAAUUAUUAUUAUCGCGAGGCGCUGAUAUAAAUAUUAAAAAUAGUUUUAGUUCAACACCUAUUGAUGAUGCUCAAACCGAUGAAAUUAAAAAAUUAUUACAACAACAUCGAGAUAAUUUAGCUAUUGAUAAAUAUAUUCCUGUGCAUUUAUAUGAUGAUGGAAAAAAGGCCGGUGAUGGACCUUUAGCAAAAGUUCAAUUACACUGUGAUGCAACAAUCGAAGACCUUAUUAAAGCAUUACCAGAUAAAUUACGUGAUUCAUAUAAAUGGUUUUCAAUUGCACGAAGUCCUUUAGAUUUUGCUGAUGAUAAAACAACAUUAAUAUCUGCUGUAUGUCGUGCUCGUCAUGUUAACUCAAUAUUUCUAGAUUUACCAAUAUGUCUUAUAGCUUAUACUUCACAGCGAUAUAUAAAUAGUGGUUAUAGAGCAAGAGAUCCACGUAAUGGUCUUAAUUUACGUACUUUUCACAGUGAAUUUCGUUCUAAACAGAAAGAUAAAUCGUUUCGUAUCAAAGGUAAUUCAAAUGAACCACAAAUAUUUCGUAUUGACAAUGUAUCAUUUAAAUUUCCUCCUUGUUGCACUAACAACGAUACACUUAUUGACAUAAAUUAUAUCUUUUCACCUGAUGCUAAAAAAUUUCAAUUACCCGAAUGUAUUUGUCUAUUUGAAACAGCAUAUAAUGUUGAAAAUGAAAAAUUAAAUGAUAUGCCAACUAUAACAGUUGAUAAUGAACCGAAUGCUAAAUUAUAUACAUGGGUAUCAUCAUCAGCGUAUUGGUUCUCUCAUACUGAUCAAGAUAAUCGUUUACCUCGUAUUGGUGGUAUACAGGCAUUAAUUCGUCAUGUAGAAGUUAUUCCAAAAUCACUUUGUCUUUUACCUGAUAUGUUUAUUCAAAAUGCUGUUGGAAAAUUAUUUGAAAAACGUCAAACUCCUGUUUCUUGUCAAUAUUUGAAAAUACAAGAACCUGACGUGGAACUUUUUCCACAUCAAGCGUAUCAUGGUACAUCUAUUAAUGUUAUUCGAUCGAUAUUAAUGGAUGGACUUGUUAUGCCAAGUACAGUUGUUUCUAAUGGUUUUCGUGUUUGUCCACCUGCAGGUCAUAUUGCACGAGGAGUUCAAGCUUUUGGUAUUCCUGAUUUUGCUAACGCACUAUUUGUUAGUCCAAGUAUACAUUAUUGUUCUGAUCCUGUUUAUGCUGUGACAUUUUCUUCUGGGGAUCAACAAAUGAUUGCUGUACUCGAUUGUCGAAUAAGAAACGACGCAUUUAAAGCUUUUGCAAGUACUGUUCCAUCAUAUGUUGCGCAGCCAGGUGAUGAUAUCAAAGCUAUUGAAUGGCGAAUAACAUGUCCAGCAGCUAUUCAAAUUACGGGUAUUAUCUUUAUUCCAAUAAUCCAAUCACGAGCAGAAGCAGCACGUUUACGAGCAAGUAAAUUAGGUAUGAAUCCUAAUAAUGUUGCAUAA
Messenger RNA from Adineta steineri, 2697 nucleotides. Lineage: Eukaryota; Metazoa; Rotifera; Eurotatoria; Adinetida; Adinetidae. The record is from the annotation of a GenBank genome assembly.